UGGAAAAGCCCGUUUUCGACGUUUUCGUGCCCUCUAAGCUGCAAUUUCAGAAUCAGCGAGAGGAAUAAGCUCAGGAACCCUAGUAACCGACUCGUGCCGGGUCCUGGUGGAAAAGUGAUAAGAGAGCAUGUCCGCGAAAAAGGUGCAGGAGUCCAGGCGAAGCGGCCACGCGGGAGCGCAGAUGCUGUUGCACCCGACUCUGCAACUGAUAAACUCUGUACAUACGGGGAUGUCAACGGUGCAAAUUGUAUUGCGAGCUGCACAGUGAUUAGAGCAUAUUGGUGAUUUACGAUGUCCUAGAGCCAUUUCAUCAACCUCAGCAGAUAUAUGAUAGUUGCAUAGGCUGCUCAAUC
Molecule: messenger RNA, 353 nt
Organism: Cylicocyclus nassatus
Lineage: Eukaryota; Metazoa; Nematoda; Chromadorea; Rhabditida; Strongylidae
Source: the annotation of a GenBank genome assembly